This is a messenger RNA of Impatiens glandulifera, 955 nucleotides long. RefSeq lists its product as uncharacterized. The record is from RefSeq and is a predicted model, not a curated record. The transcript is spliced from 2 exons. Bases 52 to 843 code for a protein of 263 amino acids. Lineage: Eukaryota; Viridiplantae; Streptophyta; Magnoliopsida; Ericales; Balsaminaceae.
AUCAAAUCAUUUAAUGAAGAUCGAAGCUUCUUUCUACCUUUAUCUCAUCCCAUGCAAUAUCUCUCUCUUACAAUGGAUUCUUUUGAAUUCUCAAAAAUGAAUCUCAUGCCCAAACCGCUAAUGUUGAAGGAUUAUCUUCUCCACGAUUUAAGCUCAUGUUCAUCUAAUGGAUUCCGAACAUAUCCCCGCCGCCGCCGCCACCGACAAUAUUGUUCCAAUACUACCGUUAAAUACAUCCUCCAAGACCAAGUUGAUCCAAACAAAUCUAAGCCGGCGUCGUCCGCUUUCCAACGCGCUUCCAAGACAGUUAUCAACGCCGUUAAGCUCCUCCCCUUCUCUACCCUUGUUCCUUUUUCAAAACGGAUCAAGAGUUCAAUCUUCACCAAACGAAGAAGCCGGUCACCGGAAAAAUCAUCGCCCGCCAAGGCAAAAGAAUCGGUUAAAGAUGAUGAUGAGAAGGAGCAGUCCAGUCCUGUUUCUGUGCUUGAUUUCCCCUUUAAUGAAGAUGACCAAGUUUCAUGGCCUUUUCGCCGCAAAUCUUCAACAAUUGAAGAAGGAGAUCUGUUACAAAAGCUUCCUGAAAAGUUCAAAAUUUUCAAUAGUUUUUACAAAUUGGAGCCAGUGGAUCUGGGAGAGCAAUUCGCAAAGAUUGAAAUUAACGAGGAAUUAUCCGAGACUUGUUUGAUGGAAUGCUCGAACGAAGGAUUGUUCUUGGGCUGUGAAAUGCAGAACAACAGAGAAAAUGGAGGGAAAUGGGAAGGAGAUAGAGAAGAGAUUGUAGAGAUGAUUGAAGCUCUGAUUUUAUCUACAUUGUUAGAUGAAUUAAUAUUGCUACUGCUCUGAAAAGAAAAAUCUGAAUUCUUUUCUCAGUGUAAUUUGAAACAAACCAUUAAGAGAAAAUGGAUUUCACUGGAAAAACACUUAAAUUAUACAAAAAGGCAUGUCAAUCCAUAAC